GGGCAGAGAGAAGCCAAGCGGGUCGGACACGGUCCCCGUCCCACCCGGAGACGGGAGAGCGGUUGGGAGACUGCCGCUGGGCUCGAAAGUCGUCGUGAGCAGGGAGCGUGCCGGUUAUUCCUGCACUGUCCUCUCCCCGGGACUCAGCGCAGCGCUCAUCACACAUAGGCGCUCAGUACGUACGACCGAGUGAAUGGCUACGACGGAGCGACGACGGCCGCCCGUCUCCUCGGAGAGCCCAGCCUCUCCCGUGUCCCACCCCCGCCGCGGAGGCCCGACGGCCGGAGGGUCGGCGCGGGUCGUGGGCCCGUCCGUCGAAGGGUCAGAGAGGCCGCCGCCGGUGAAGACGGAGGAGGAAGAGGAGGACCGCGGGGGAGGAUUCGGCCCGCGGGGGAACGGCGUCCCCGGCCGGGGAGCCCGGCGGUUCCGGUUCCGGGAGGCGUCGGGCCCCCGCGAGGCCCUGGGCCGCCCGCAGCAGACCCUCCAACCCUCGGUCCUGGACCGGUUCCUCGCCAUCCUGCCCGCGGAGAUCCAGGCCCGGGUGCGGUUCCGGCGCCCCGAGAGCGGCGAGGAGGCCGUGGCCCCGGUGGAGGGCUCGCACCCAGAGCCGGGUGGGACCGGGCCGCAGACGAGGUCGCCGAGACGCAGAAUAGCGAUAGUGAUCGUGGUGCUCGUCAAGCGCCCACUGCGUGCGAGGCACCGUCCCGAGCGCCGGGGCGGAGUCGAGCUCGUCGGGUCGGACGCAGCCCCCGUCCCACGGCCGGUUCCCCGUCUUAAACCUCCGUUUCACAGACGAGGUCGCUGAGGCCCGGGGAAGUGAAGUGACCCGCCCCGGGUCACCCAGCAGACGGAGCGGUGGGGAUGGGAUUAGGACCCAGAUCCGCAGGCCCGGCGGGGCGGGGGCGGAAUCGGGCGUUCCCGGGAAGA
Molecule: messenger RNA, 927 nt
Organism: Ornithorhynchus anatinus (platypus)
Lineage: Eukaryota; Metazoa; Chordata; Mammalia; Monotremata; Ornithorhynchidae
Product: zinc finger protein 496-like
Exons: 3
Coding region: 194-805 (203 amino acids)
Source: RefSeq, a predicted model, not a curated record